Molecule: messenger RNA, 2061 nt
Organism: Parnassius mnemosyne (clouded apollo)
Lineage: Eukaryota; Metazoa; Arthropoda; Insecta; Lepidoptera; Papilionidae
Source: the annotation of a GenBank genome assembly
AUGACAGACGCCAGAAAGAAUAUCCUUUUAUUCUUCGACCGCCCCACCGAACCAUGUUUCAUGCAGAAAGGAGAGGAAAAAGCUUGCUUCGACUUGCCGGAUAACUUUUACCCGGACAAAUACAAAUCGCUGAGCAACACCCUGUCCAGCAGAUUUGGUUCUGACGCGCAAAGGACUAUCCCUGUGCGAAACAUCGCGCUACCAAACCUACAGUUGCCGAUGGAACUGCCGUACAACGACCAAUUCUCUCUUUUCAUUCCUAAACAUCGACAGAUGGCUGGCAAACUCAUUGAUGUAUUUAUGGGUAUGCGUGACUUAGAGGACUUGCAGUCCGUUUGCUCGUACUGCCAGCUCCGAAUCAAUCCAUACAUGUUUAAUUACUGUCUAUCCGUUGCACUCUUACACAGACCUGAUACAAAAGGGAUGAACCUUCCAACUCUAACAGAGACGUUCCCGGACAAAUUUAUGGAUUCAAAAGUAUUCCGUCGUGCUCGAGAAGUCAGUACCGUCGUUACGUCAGGCCCUAGGAUGCCAGUAGUCAUACCGCAAAACUAUACUGCGUCGGAUUCCGAACCAGAACAGCGUGUAGCGUACUUCCGGGAAGACGUUGGCAUUAACCUGCACCACUGGCACUGGCAUCUCGUCUACCCCUUCGAUGCGUCUGAUCGAGCCAUCGUGAAUAAGGACAGGAGAGGAGAACUCUUCUACUAUAUGCAUCAACAAAUUAUUGCCAGAUUUAACGCGGAGCGAAUGUGCAACAAUCUCGGACGUGUAACGCGUUAUAACAAUUUCCGCGAGCCUAUUUCUGAAGGAUAUUUCCCUAAACUGAAUUCCCAAGUUGCAAGUCGCGCUUGGCCCCCAAGAUUUACGGGAUCCACCAUUCGGGACUUAGAUAGGCCAGUAGAUCAAAUCAGAAGCGAAGUUUCUGAACUGGAAACUUGGAGAGACCGCAUUAUCCAGGCCAUCGAGAAUAAUGCAAUCCUGUUGCCUAAUGGUCGUCAAAUGCCGUUGGACGAAGAGACCGGCAUCGACGUGCUCGGGAACAUUAUGGAAUCGUCAAUCAUCAGUCGUAACCGGCCAUACUAUGGAGACAUGCACAAUAUGGGACACGUCUUCAUCUCAUACAGCCACGAUCCAGAUCACCGCAAUCUUGAACAAUUUGGCGUAAUGGGUGAUUCUGCAACUGCCAUGCGAGAUCCAGUGUUCUACCGCUGGCAUGCUUACAUCGAUGACAUCUUCCAACUGCACAAGAAUAAGUUGCCAGCUUAUGAUAACAAUAGUCUGGGAUUUCCCGGUAUCCGAGUAGCAUCGAUUGCCGUGGAAGGUAAAGCUGGAAGGAAUACAUUCGCUACGCACUGGGAACAGAGCACGGUGGAGCUGAGCCGCGGGCUGGACUUCACUCCGCGUGGCAGCGUGCUGGCCCGCUUCACGCAUCUCCAGCACGAGGAGUUCAACUACGUCAUCCAGGUGAACAACACAACUGGUAGAAAUACAAUGGGCACCGUGAGAAUAUUCAUGGCGCCAACUGUUGAUGAAAAUGGUACUCCCCUAUCCUUCGACGAACAAAGGAAACUCAUGAUUGAGCUUGACAAGUUCUCACAAGCAUUACGUCCCGGAAUGAACACGGUAACCAGAAGUAGCAUGGACUCCUCAGUGACGAUCCCGUACGAACGUACGUUCCGCAACCAAGCCAAUAGACCUGGUGACCCGGGCUCUGCGGAAGCCGCCGCGUUCGACUUUUGCGGCUGUGGAUGGCCACACCAUAUGCUUCUACCUAAAGGAACUACCACGGGAUACCCUAUCGUCCUAUUUGCCAUGGUGUCUAACUGGGCUGAUGAUAGUAUCAAACAAGACACUGUAGGCACUUGUAAUGAUGCUGCUUCAUAUUGCGGCAUCCGCGACCGGCGUUACCCAGACCGUCGUGCAAUGGGCUACCCCUUCGACCGCCCAGCUCGAAAAGGCGUCAACACUAUAAACGACUUCCUCUUGCCCAACAUGGCAAAGACAGAUUGCCGAAUACAAUUCACCAACGCCACCAGGCCAAGACCUCAACAAGCCUAA